This is a messenger RNA of Pseudomassariella vexata, 504 nucleotides long. RefSeq lists its product as uncharacterized. The record is from RefSeq and is a predicted model, not a curated record. The transcript has 2 exons. Lineage: Eukaryota; Fungi; Ascomycota; Sordariomycetes; Amphisphaeriales; Pseudomassariaceae. Bases 1 to 504 code for a protein of 167 amino acids.
AUGGCCGAACCCGGGCCAAAGGAGGAGGGGCUCGUUGAGAAUGUCAAGAAGGGAAAAAUCGGUGCCAAAGACAAGCUCAUGAAAGACCUCACGGCUAAACUUGAAGAGUCCAAGAAUCUGGAAGAAAAAUCUCUAGACCUCCGUAAGAAGGCCGAGGAACUGGAAAAGGAACAUCCCGAAGAGGCGGAGAAGAUGCGGGCCGAAGCCGGGGAACUGGAGCAGAAGGCUAAGAAGCUGAUCCGCAUGGCCCAGCGCAUGCAAAGCGGUGUCUUCCAGGGUGGUGCGGCCGGUGCGGGCAUCGGUGCUGGUGUAGCUGGUGGACUCGGCACUCUCGUGGGGUCCAUCGUCGGUGGCGUUACCGCCAUACCCACCACUGCCGUCGGCUUGCUGGUCGGGGCCGGCACCGGCGCCAUUCACGGUCCUUGGGUCAAACUCGUCGAUGAUACCGUCAAGGAAGAGGAGGCUGAAGCACAAAAAGGCGGAGAGAAGUCCGAUGCCGAAUGA